GUUCCACUGCAGCUUAUAGAAAGCGUUGAGUGCCGUGACAUAUUUCAGCUUCAUUUGACUUGCAAAGACUGCAAGGUUAUAAGGUGUCAGUUUUCCACUUUUGAGCAGUGUCAAGAUUGGCUUAAGCGACUGAACAAUGCCAUCCGCCCUCCCUCGAAGAUAGAAGACCUGUUCUCCUUUGCCUACCACGCCUGGUGCAUGGAGGUGUAUGCCAGUGAAAAGGAACAGCACGGGGACUUGUGUCGGCCUGGAGAACAUGUAACUUCAAGGUUUAAAAAUGAGGUGGAACGGAUGGGUUUUGAUAUGAACAAUGCCUGGAGGAUUUCCAACAUCAAUGAGAAGUACAAGCUCUGUGGUAGUUACCCCCAGGAGAUCAUCGUUCCCGCCUGGAUCACGGAUAAAGAGCUCGAGAGCGUGGCAAGCUUUCGGUCCUGGAAGCGCAUCCCUGCUGUUGUGUACAGGCACCAGAGCAAUGGAGCAGUGAUUUCCCGCUGCGGGCAGCCCGAGGUCAGUUGGUGGGGCUGGAGGAAUGCGGACGAUGAACACCUUGUCCAGUCUGUAGCCAAAGCCUGUGCCUCCGAUUCGAGGUCCAACAGUAACAAAUUAAUGAAUGGCAAUUGUUCCAGAGAUUUCUCCAAUGGAGGGGACCUCUCUGAUGUGGAAUUUGAUUCCUCCAUCUCUAACGCUUCCGGAGCAGAGAGUUUGGCAAUACAGCCCCAGAAGCUUUUGAUCUUAGACGCACGAUCCUACGCAGCGGCUGUGGCCAACAGAGCCAAAGGAGGGGGCUGUGAGUGCCCAGUGUUCAUGGGGAUGGCAAACAUUCAUUCUAUCCGGAAGAGCUUUCAGUCGCUGCGUUUGCUCUGCACACAGAUGCCGGAUCCAGGGAAUUGGUUAUCAGCUCUGGAAAGUACCAAAUGGCUGCAGCACCUAUCUGUGCUUCUCAAAUCCGCGCUCCUCGUAGUUCACGCCGUGGACCGAGACCAACGACCAGUCCUGGUGCACUGCUCCGACGGCUGGGACCGAACCCCCCAGAUAGUGGCACUGGCCAAGCUGCUGCUAGAUCCCUAUUACAGGACCACGGAGGGUUUCCAGGUGCUAGUGGAGACGGAGUGGCUGGAUUUUGGCCACAAGUUUGCAGAUCGCUGUGGCCAUGGUGAGAAUUCGGAUGACCUAAAUGAGCGCUGCCCAGUGUUUUUACAGUGGCUGGACUGCGUCCAUCAGCUCCAGAGGCAGUUCCCUUGCUCUUUCGAGUUUAACGAAGCAUUCCUUGUCAAAUUGGUGCAGCACACCUACUCUUGCCUCUUUGGUACAUUCCUGUGCAACAAUGCGAAAGAGAGAGGAGAAAAACACACUCAGGAACGGACCUGUUCUGUCUGGUCUUUGCUGCGGGCAGCAAACAAAGCCUUCAAAAACCUGCUCUACUCCUCCCAGUCCGAAUCUGUGCUGUAUCCGGUGUGCCAUGUGCGGAAUUUAAUGCUCUGGAGUGCUGUUUACCUGCCGUGCUCUUCCCCCUCCACCCCCGCUGACGACACCUGUGCCCCGUACCCUGUGCCAGGCUCUAGCCCUGAAGAUCAGCCUCUGGGCAGGUUACCAAAGACAAGAUCGUUUGACAAUCUGACGACAGCCUGUGACAGCAGCGUGCCUACAACCAAUCGACGUAGUAGCGACCCCAGCCUCAAUGAAAAGUGGCAAGAGCACCGCCGGUCCCUGGAGCUGAGCAGCCUCGGUAACCCUGGGGACGAUCCGUUCGACGGAGAUGGCCCAAGUAAACAAGGCAGGGCUCCAGUUGGAGCAGAACUUUCUGUUGCAGCUGGUGUGGCAGAGGGACAGAUGGAGAACAUUCUGCAGGAGGCCACUAAAGAUGAUGUUGGUCUGGAGGAGCACUUAAGGAGUAGCCUAGAGACAGGAGGGAAAGGGGAUGAGGUUGCCCUGGAUAAGAGAACUGAAAAUCUACCUGGGUAUGUCGGUGACCUCUGUGAAAAGGCUGAGGCGGAUAAAGGUAUUCCACUGAACAAUCCAGCAUCCAAUCCACACCCAGUUUCACAAGGUGCUUCUGAGCUGAAAGGACAACAGGAUGAGCGUCCUGAUCUCAGUCACGCUAUCCAGAAGUUACCUCAGGUGAAAGGACUACUGGCUGUUCCUUCGGAGGGCUUUGUGAAUAGAGACACUCAGAAGAACGCGGAGGAAGAAGGUGUUAGCAAACUUGAAGGAGAAGCAGAGAGCCUGUACAACACAGCGCAGGCCAACCUCCCGUUACCUCUUACAAUCCCACACGAGGUGAGAACAUCCAACAUUGAAAGUUCUACGGAAACCUUAACAGAGAACGAAGCAAAGCAAGAGCUUGUUCCCAAGGGUCCUUGCCAUAGACCUCACCUGAUGGACAACAGUGCUGACGAGCUUUCUCGAGCGAUUGGAAACAGGCCAGAGGGGGAGAGCAUGCUAGAACUCCAAAAACUGGGAACAAAAGUACAUAGGACUUCUGGUAGCAGCAACACACACAUCCCGAUGCCUUCCCCUUGUGCCUUGCCUUUAGCUGAAUGUAAAGAUGAGAUUGUGUGUAACGGCGACCUGGAGCCUGAGAACAAGGUGACGGAGAAGCCCGCGGGGUUCAGCGUCACCCAGAAGUACCACGCGACAAACGGACACUGCGUGAACGGAGAGGACGGUCGGAUCAAGGCCUCUCUGAGCCGGCAGGUCUCCACCGCCAGCUGCAGUUCUGCACAGCUUCACUUGAGGAACUUGCACCAAAAAUGGAUGUUGAGUCAUCUGGGUAAGCAGCAGGCAGCCAGCAGCCCGGACCAACCUGCCAGGAGCCACCUGGAUGACGAUGGGAUGCCCGUCUACACCGACGUUAUCCAGCAGCGCCUGCGCCAGAUAGAAACUGGCCAUCAGCAAGAAGUGGAGACCUUGAAGAAGCAAGUGCAAGAGCUGAGGAGCCGCUUGGAGAGCCAGUUCCCAAACAGCUCCUUCCGCCUCAACGGUGAUUAUGGAGACGAAGUGACUUCUAUACCCGACUCGGAAAGCAAUCUGGAUCAGAACUGCUUGUCUCGCUGCAGCACAGAGAUUUUCUCUGAAGCCAGCUGGGAGCAGGUGGAUAAACAGGACACAGAGAUGACACGAUGGCUUCCAGACCACUUCGCCGUGCAGUGCUACGGCUGCAACAGCACCUUCUGGCUGGCCAGCAGGAAGCACCACUGCAGGGACAUUGAACGUGUUGAUGAAAUCUGGAAUUGUGGAAACGUGUUCUGCUCCAGCUGCUGUAACCAGAAGGUGCCCGUUCCCAGUCAGCAGCUCUAUGAACCCAGCAGAGUCUGCAAGUCGUGCUACAGCAGCUUGCACCCCAGCAGUUCCAGCCUGGAUCUCGAACUGGAUAAACCCAUCACUGCCACGUCCAAUUAA
Messenger RNA from Tauraco erythrolophus (red-crested turaco), 3399 nucleotides. Lineage: Eukaryota; Metazoa; Chordata; Aves; Musophagiformes; Musophagidae. The record is from RefSeq and is a predicted model, not a curated record.